Messenger RNA from Papaver somniferum (opium poppy), 2540 nucleotides. RefSeq names its product potassium transporter 5-like. Gene Ontology annotation, biological process: potassium ion transmembrane transport. Lineage: Eukaryota; Viridiplantae; Streptophyta; Magnoliopsida; Ranunculales; Papaveraceae. Bases 16 to 2313 code for a protein of 765 amino acids. The record is from RefSeq and is a predicted model, not a curated record. The transcript has 9 exons. Gene Ontology annotation, cellular component: membrane. Gene Ontology annotation, molecular function: potassium ion transmembrane transporter activity.
AUCAAACCUGUGAAAAUGGAAGACUCUGUUAAGAAUACUAAUGAGAACGGAGGAGAAAUGCCAACGACAGAACAAGUCGACAAGGGACUGAAAGACCGAAAGGUCUCAUGGGCAAAGCUUCGCCAUGUAGACUCACUGAACAUGGAAGCAGGAAAAGUUUCUAAUGGAGAAGGCCAUAGAUCUAAGUUGGACUGGAAAACAACACUGAGUUUGGCGUUCCAGAGUGUUGGUGUGAUUUAUGGGGACAUAGGAACAUCUCCACUUUACGUAUAUUCCAGCACCUUCCCCAAUGGGAUCAAGAACAAAGAUGACUUGCUGGGCGUUUUGUCUAUCAUCAUUUAUACGAUCAUUAUCGUACCAAUGAGCAAAUACGUCUUCAUUGUUUUGUGGGCUAACGAUCACGGCAACGGAGGAACUUUUGCACUUUACUCCUUGAUAUGCCGCUACGCAAAGGUAAGGCUAAUACCUAAUCAGCAGCCAGAGGACAGGGAACUUUCGCACUAUAAACUGGAUACACCAUCAAGCCAGUUGAGAAGAGCUCAAAAGAUAAAAGAUGCACUAGAGAGCAGUAAAGUCAUUCCAAUUAUUCUCUUCUGUGUCACAAUCUUAGGGACUUCCAUGGUUAUUGGAGACGGAAUUCUGACUCCAAGCAUCUCUGUGCUGUCUGCGGUUGGUGGCAUCAAGCAGUUAACAUCAUCUCUCGAUCAAGAUGCUGUUGUCGGAAUUUCCGUAGUAAUCUUGAUCCUUCUCUUUGCGGCACAACAGUUCGGCACAGACAAAGUUGGUAGCACAUUUGCUCCAAUCAUCCUUCUAUGGUUUACUUUCAUUGCUGGCAUUGGUCUCUACAAUAUAUUUAAGCAUGACGUGACUAUUUUGCGUGCUUUUAACCCGAUGUACAUAAUAUACUACUUCCAACGAAAUGGCAAGGCAGCAUGGAUAUCUCUUGGGGGGGCUGUGCUGUGCAUUACAGGUACUGAAGCUAUGUUUGCUGAUCUCGGCCAUUUCUCCGUCCGGGCAAUUCAAAUUAGUUUCUCUGGGAUCGUUUUUCCUGCACUACUGUUCUGUUACAUUGGGCAAACUGCAUACCUCUCCAAAUUUCCGGGUGAUGUUUCUGAUACUUUCUACAAGUCAGUUCCAAAAUCAAUAUAUUGGCCAACCUUCGCCAUUGCCGUUGCUGCUGCAAUUAUUGCGAGCCAAGCUAUGGUAUCUGCCGCAUUUGCAAUCAUAACACAAGCUCUAAGUCUAGGGGCCUUUCCGAGGGUUAAAGUGGUUCACACUUCUGCUAAGUUUGAAGGACAGGUUUACAUUCCUGAGCUCAAUUACCUAAUUAUGACUGCAACUGUUCUAGUCACACUGAUAUUCCGGACUACCGAACAGAUUGGUAAUGCAUAUGGAAUUGCGGUGGUUUCUGUGAUGGUAAUCACAACUCAUUUGGUUACCCUCAUAAUGUUAUUCAUUUGGAAAACAAACAUCUGGUUGGUAGCACUAUUCUAUAUAGUGCUAGCUACCACUGAAGUCACAUAUUUAUCGUCAGUCCUCUAUAAAUUCGUACAAGGAGGUUACCUUCCAGUGGCUUCGUCGCUAGUACUUAUGUCAAUGAUGGGUAUAUGGCACUAUGUUCACAGGAAAAGAUACAUGUUUGAGCUUAAAAACAAAGUUUCUGGCGAUUUUGUCACAGAUCUUGUCAAGAACCCACAUGUAAACAGGAUUCCUGGGAUAGGUUUUCUAUACUCUGAGCUUGUACACGGCAUUCCGCCGAUAUUCCCACACUUUAUUGCCAAUAUACCAUCUAUACACUCAGUCUUGGUGUUUGUUUCCAUAAAACGGCUUCCAGUCAGUAGAGUGGCAGCCGAGGAAUGUUUUCUUUUCAGACAAGUUGAACAAAAAGAGUUUCGAAUGUUCCGUUGUGUGGCACGUUAUGGAUAUAAUGAUGUUGUAGGCAAAUCAGAAGAUUUUGAGCAAGAUUUGGUCCAAAAUUUGAAAGAGUUCAUCCGCUAUGAGUCUUAUGUUAUAGAAUCUGGAUCUUCUGAACAAGAAGUGCCUAGGGUGCCGCAUUCUGGAACUGGGUCGUCAAAUUCAUCCAGUGGAGUAGCUGAGAAAGAGAUGGAGUUUGUACAGAAAGCACUGGAAAAGGGUGUGGUAUACCUAUUGGGAGAAACAGAAGUGGUGGCAGAGGAGAAUUCCUCUAUACUUAAGAAGGCAGUAGUUAACUAUCUCUACAAUUUUCUGAGAAAGAAUCUAAGGGAAAAUGAUAAGAUAUUGUCGAUUCCACAUCGCAAGCUUCUCCGGGUUGGUAUGACAUAUGAGAUAUAACUAGUUUAUGAAGUUGGUGUCUUUGCACAGGCUCAAGAAUGGCUGUAUGUGUGCAACUUACAAUUGGGUGCUGCUUAUGUUUUUCUUUUCUUUCAGGAACAUUGAGUGGGUGGUUUCUAACUGUAUGUUGUAUGGCUUUGUUUCUUCUUCUUUGGCAGAAGAUUCAUUAGGAUUCUUCCUUUCUUUACUUGUCAACAUGAUGAUCGCCCCAUCAACAUGUUCCUGUA